GGCCGGGGCCCCGGGGCUGAGCGGGGCGGCGGCGCCGGCCGGAGGGAAGACAGGAUGUUCCAGUCCAUGAUGUCUGUGAUGAGAUUCUCCAUGUCUGACAACAUCACACAUUCGACUUCCCCCGUGACAGCACCGGAUAAUGUGACAACUCUGUCCCCGAUGGCAACGCAGGCGGUCAACGACACGAACAUCACUGUGCCACACAAGUGCCUGUUGUUGCUCUAUGAGGACAUUGGGAAGUCCAGAGUCCGCUACUGGGAUCUUCUGCUCCUGGUUCCCAAUGUGCUUUUCUUUAUGUUUCUUCUCUGGAAGCUGCCCUCUGCCAGGGCCAAAAUCCGGGUCACUUCCAGCCCAAUCUUCACUACAUUCUACAUACUAGUAUUUGUGGUGGCUUUAGUUGGUAUUGCCCGUGCUGUUGUCUCCAUGACCGUGAGUGCCUCUGAUGCUGCCACAGUUGCUGACAAGGUAGAUCCUGUGGAGAUCACAAGGUUCUUCCUUCUGGCGAUUGAGCUGAGUGUGGUGAUUCUAGGCCUUGCCUUUGGUCACCUGGAGAGCAAGUCAAGUGUGAAACGUGUACUGGCAAUCACUACUGUGCUGUCUCUGGCAUAUUCUGUCACCCAGGGCACCCUGGAAAUCCUGUACCCUGAUGCCCACCUCUCAGCAGAAGACUUCAACAUCUAUGGCCAUGGAGGGAGACACUUUUGGCUUGCCAGCUCCUGUUUCUUCUUUCUGGUCUAUUCCUUGGUGGUGAUUCUUCCAAAAACUCCUCUGAAAGACCGGAUUUCUUUGCCCUCCCGGAAGAGUUUUUAUAUUUAUGCUACCAUCCUGGCACUGCUGAACCUGGUGCAGGGCCUGGGCAGUGCCCUGCUCUGUGUGGAUAUCAUAGAAGGACUGUGCUGUGUUGAUGCUACCACGUUCCUUUACUUCAGCUUUUUUGCACCUCUCAUCUAUGUGGCAUUCCUGAAAGGCUUCUUUGGGUCUGAACCGAAGAUCCUUUUCUCCUACAAAUGUCAGGUGGAUGAACCUGAGGAUGUGGAUGUGCACCUACCCCACCCUUAUGCUGUUGCCAAGAAGGAAGGAAUGGAUUCUGCAUUCUACUCGAGCACUCAGAUUGACACCACAGCCUACCUGGAUGACGUGGCCUCCAUGCCAUACCACGUGGGCAGCAUCAACAGCAUAGACAGUGACCGCUGGAAAGCCAUCAAUGCCUGAGGCAGGGCACCUGCUUCACAUGAUUGUCUCAUUCCUUUCCUUCCAAACUCCCUGAUACCACAGCUGUCCACUGGAAAUCUGUCCUUGGCUAUCUGCCGUGGCUUUCUUCUUUUCCUUAGGAUUUCCAAAACCUAUUGUGGAACUAAGUUGGCAGCCCAAACCCUUUUGGAAAGAACGUUUUCUCUUGCUACCUGAGAACAGUUUUGUUCAUAUUCCUGUAAACACUGAACUUCCCUGAUCCUCUGUGUUCCAGAUGUGAAUAUGAUUCAGAAGACAGCCCUGGCUGGCACCUCUUCCUUUUCAGUGGCUGAAAGCACUUGUCUGCCAAUAAGGGGAAUGUUGUUUAGGGAUGAGGGUGUUGAUUUGACUGCUGUAUUGUACAUAUAUAGAAAGAAUUUGAUGGUUGAAACCAAAGAUGGUCUUCCUGGGCUUUUUCAGGCAGCAUGGCUGCCUGUGUCCUGCCAUAAUGCAACAGCAUAGGUGAUGAUAGCAGUGUCUGAAGAGGGAAACUGGUCACUGGGGCUCAUCCCUGGUUGCAGCUAAUGCUGGUGGAAAUCGUGAAUUGAAGUUGCUAGUGGUUGAAAGGAGUGUUCUGAGUGUGUGGGCAAAAAGAAGCAUGAAGAGGAAUGAACUGUUCCCUGUGCCUGGGGAGCAUUUGGGGGAGGCUGGUAGCUCACAGCAUGGAUGUGAAGUGACUGAACAGUAGGGAGACAGAAGGACAGACAGUGCUGCUGUCUAGCUGAGCUGAAGGAGCUGUGAAACAGUCUGUGGAGGCUGUAGUGCUGUGCUUUUGAGCUCACAGGAAAAUCUAAUUAACAACAUUGAGUCAGGGCUGAGUUUCAAGAAUAAAAUCUGUGACGUAAGUGCAUUUGUACCCUGCUUCAUGGCUCUGGCAGGGGCUUGGAGAUUGCUAGGAAGGAGGAAGCUGACUCUGCAGAUGAAGGCUCCAGAGAUGUUCAGGUGCUUGAGGCAGAGCAGAAGCCCAUGAUUAGUCCGAGCUGUCAGUAUUUAGUGACUAGGAACUCUCAAACACCUUAGGUGUGCUAGAAUCGAACUGGCUGGUGUGCUAUGGUGGGAGACAAGUGGGAGAUGGAUGUGUUUCUUUGAGAGUGUCCUCUGAUGUUGCUGUUCAGGUCCCCAGAUUUUUGCUGAUCUGAGAAAGUUUAUGGCUCAAUAUGUUGAAAACACUUACAUGCAUGUGGAAAGCAGUUAAUUUAAAGACUGUUUUGAACUUCUUAUUAACCUCUUCCAUGCUGGAAAAGGGACUAUCAUCUGAGCAUGCGGUUUCAAGACGUGUGUUCCAAUCCAGGGACUGUUCAUCUGAAAGCUGCAUCAGUUUGGUUUCUCGGGUGUGCUGUGCUCUCCAAGGAUGAAGAUGUGUAUUCUCUAGUUUUGGAGGUGCUUUCCUACUUGAGUCCUCUUGGUAGGUGGAGAUCUGCUAUAAGCAAUAGCAACUUUUCUCUAGAGGUGGUAGAAAGAGGGAAUUUGAAAUACUGGGGACCGUGUGAAUCUCUUGCCCAACUUACUGCUGUUCUUGAAGAAUAUUGAGGUAAGAGUUGCUGGGAAAUUGUCAUGCAGGGUGCAGCAUGGAGGUGUUAGUUUGGAUCAUGAGCAGGUUGUGGAAAGCAUUUGCUACCAGGUGUUCCCACCAUAGGGAAAGAAAACAUGGGUAAGAACACGAAGCUCAUAUUGGUUGCUAAACUAUGCAGGCCCUUUUCUUAUCUUAUUUGUUAAUGAGCAAUGCAGCCUCUCUGUCUGCCUGUGGACUUUGCCUGCAGGCCUCUAAGUAGCACUAGCACCUUGAAAACAAACAAUGCUUCCCCCUCACCACUUUUUUGUUUUAUUUCAUUUUUGAUGAAAAAAGGCUUCCAUUUGUCUGUGUCUGAGAGUGGAGUUGUCUCCUAUAGGUCACAGCCUUUCACGUUUCCCUUCCAUGCAAUGAGUGUGUAAGGGCUGGACAAACACUGGCCAAGUCAGCCCUUGGCAUGUUAGAGAAGUGUUCCAGGCUCCUCUGUCACUGCUGUCAGUUGGCCUGAGCCACGCUGGACUGCUUGCUCUGAAAGGGAUGGAUGACAUGGUGCCUGAAUUGUCCUGCUGCUGCUCCUACUGCUGCUUUACAACACUGAUCCCAAGCUGCUGUUCCUUAGAAAGGGUGGGGAAACCUGUAAAGCUUCCCUGGAGUUGGUGGGCCUUGGACAGAGCUGAGAUACGAAGGUCUCAAAGCAGUUGGGAAACAAAGGAGCAAUGGCUUUUUCAUCCCAAGGAGUUUUUGCUGACUUUCAGCAUCCUGUCUGAGGACUUAUCUGCCCUCCUUGGCGAUGUGAUAUGAAAACAGGUUAUGAAUUUGUCAUUUUACCAGCUGAAUUCAGUGCUGAAGGAUCACCUGUGCUGGUGGUCUACACAUCCAUCCUGUCCUUUGCUGGCAGGACUUCAGUAUUUCUAGAGUGUCCCAUAUUCUGCUGCUGAGGAGUUCUGCACUAGGUCAUGGACUGACCUUCCCCCUGUUGUAUAUUUAUGUAUAUAAUGCUUUGGGCCAUUUCAAAGUUCUGAGCAGAAGAGUGUUAUGUGUGGGGGGGGUGGUAAAAGAGAGAAAAUAUAGAAUAAAUGUAUAUUUUUGUUUGUAAAAUAAAAUUAAGUUUGGCAUAAUUGGUCAUACUUUAUUUCUGAAAUGAGACAUAUUGUGGAGAAAAAAUAACUUGCAGAUUUAAAAAAAAAUUCUGAACAAAUAUUGCAGAUAAUAAUGGAAUAACAUGAUGUCCUUUUGUCAGAGAUGGAUUUUUCCUUCUUGGAAGGCUAUUACUAGGCCAGGUGAUGACUGUGCAGAGAGUGGUCUCCAGAUUUAAGUAACUGUCAGUGAAACCUUUGACUCCUCAGUAACUAGGUGUUGCUGUUCUGGGCAUGUCUAGCACUGGGGCCUUUGCUAUAGGAUAUUUUUCUCUGUUGCUUGGGUAAAGCCUUAUGUGGAAGUUGGAAAUGACUCUUGCUUAUUUCUUAUUCUGGGCUUUGAAAUAAACCCUGUGUGUCAGGACA
Chiroxiphia lanceolata (lance-tailed manakin) is the source of this 4242-nucleotide messenger RNA. It is a transcript of the gene TPRA1, whose product is annotated as transmembrane protein adipocyte associated 1. Gene Ontology annotation, biological process: G protein-coupled receptor signaling pathway. Gene Ontology annotation, molecular function: G protein-coupled receptor activity. Lineage: Eukaryota; Metazoa; Chordata; Aves; Passeriformes; Pipridae. The record is from RefSeq and is a predicted model, not a curated record. Gene Ontology annotation, cellular component: plasma membrane.